AACUGCCAGCCGAGACCACGGGCUUAAGGGCUGAGGCAGAAGGAGGGAAGGACUGGGAGACAGGUCAGAGGGAGAGAGGCUUGGGAAGCAGAAAAGAAAUUGCUCAUCACACUUACAGAGAGGCAAAUGAAGGUGGAGAUGAGGACAGAGACAACACAAUGAAAGCCAACAAAUGCAAAUAGAGCGAGAGAGGCAAAAUGCCAAGAAGAAUAUCCAUCAAGAGAAAUGAAGAUAAUGAAAGUUUUAUGCUGCAGAGCCGUUCUGUGCUUUUCCGGCACAAAAUUCUCUAGUUGUUUUUAAGCCCUUUUGCAUUUGCCAGCCGUUUACAUUGAGGCAUGUUCAGCGGUGCCAGCAGCAUCUCCUUUUCCUUCUCUUUCUCUUCAUCUUCCUCCUCCUUCUCUUCCUCUUUUUCCUCCUCCUCCUUCUCCUCCCAUCAGCAAGAAGACAAACCGAGGACAGUCUUGAAAUACCGAGAUUUCCUCCUUGGGAUUUGCCAGCGCCGCGUUGCGCCAAGACUGUCGGAAUAAAGGACGCUGACUAUUGUACUAUUAUUUUAUUAAUCGGUCAGUGGGAAGAUUACAGAUGAGGAAAGGGGACGCCUGUCACCCCUCCUGCGCUAAGAUUGAAAAAUGAGGAUGAAUUGGGGAAGCCCUAAAAUGAAGCAAAAGGAAUAAGAUUUUUAAGGACAGAAAGCCACAGGAGCCCCACACAUAGCGCACUUUUGUUUGGGUUUUUUUUUUUUUUUGAGAUUUUUUUUUUUUUCAUAGUGGUGGGGGAGGUGUUCGGUGACUGACUGGCUGCGGGAAGCUGCUUCCUUUCCCUUUGGAGAUGAUUGUGUUAUUAUUCUUUGCCUUGCUCUGGAUGGUAGAAGGAGUCUUUUCCCAGCUCCACUACACGGUGCAGGAGGAGCAGGAACAUGGCACUUUCGUGGGGAAUAUCGCUGAAGAUCUGGGCUUGGACAUUACAAAACUUUCGGCUCGCAGGUUUCAAACGGUGCCCAACUCUAGGACCCCUUACUUGGACCUCAAUCUGGAGACCGGGGUGCUGUACGUGAACGAGAAGAUAGACCGCGAGCAAAUCUGCAAGCAGAGUCCCUCUUGCGUCCUGCACCUGGAGGUCUUUCUGGAGAACCCCCUGGAGCUGUUCCGGGUGGAGACCGAAGUGUUGGACAUCAAUGACAACCCUCCCUCCUUCCCGGAGCCGGACCUGACGGUGGAGAUCUCUGAGAGCGCCACGCCAGGCACCCGCUUCCCGUUGGAGAGCGCAUUCGACCCAGACGUAGGCACCAACUCCUUGCGCGACUACGAGAUCACCCCCAACAGCUACUUCUCCCUGGACGUGCAGACCCAGGGGGAUGGCAACCGAUUCGCGGAGCUGGUGCUAGAGAAACCUUUGGACCGAGAGCAGCAAGCGGUGCACCGCUACGUGCUGACCGCGGUGGACGGGGGAGGAGGGGGAGGAGGAGGAGAUGGAGGGGGAGGCGGCGGGGGAGGCGGCCUGCCCCCCCAGCAGCAGCGCACCGGCACUGCCCUACUCACCAUCCGAGUUCUGGACUCCAAUGACAAUGUGCCCGCUUUUGACCAACCCGUCUACACUGUGUCUCUACCAGAGAACUCUCCGCCGGGCACGCUUGUGAUCCAGCUCAACGCCACAGACCCAGAUGAGGGCCAGAAUGGCGAGGUCGUGUACUCCUUCAGCAGCCACAUUUCGCCCCGGGCACGGGAGCUCUUCGGACUCUCCCCGCGCACCGGCCGGCUGGAAGUGAGCGGCGAGCUGGACUAUGAAGAGAGCCCAGUGUAUCAAGUGUACGUACAAGCCAAAGACCUGGGCCCCAACGCCGUGCCCGCGCACUGCAAAGUGCUAGUGCGAGUGCUGGAUGCUAACGACAAUGCGCCGGAGAUCAGCUUCAGCACUGUGAAGGAGGCGGUGAGCGAGGGCGCGGCGCCCGGCACAGUGGUGGCCCUGUUCAGCGUGACCGACCGCGACUCAGAGGAGAAUGGACAGGUGCAGUGCGAGCUGCUGGGGGAUGUGCCGUUUCGCCUCAAGUCUUCCUUCAAGAACUACUACACCAUCGUGACCGAGGCCCCCCUGGACAGAGAGGCGGGGGACUCCUACACCCUGACCGUGGUGGCUCGCGACCGGGGCGAGCCGGCGCUCUCCACCAGUAAGUCCAUCCAAGUGCAAGUAUCAGAUGUGAACGACAACGCACCGCGGUUCAGCCAGCCGGUCUACGACGUGUAUGUGACCGAGAACAACGUGCCUGGCGCCUACAUCUACGCGGUGAGCGCCACAGACCGCGAUGAGGGCGCCAACGCCCAGCUAGCUUACUCUAUCCUCGAGUGCCAGAUCCAGGGCAUGAGCGUCUUCACUUACGUGUCCAUCAACUCCGAGAACGGCUACCUGUACGCCCUGCGUUCCUUCGACUACGAACAGCUCAAGGACUUCAGCUUUCAGGUGGAAGCCCGGGACGCCGGCAGCCCCCAGGCGCUGGCUGGCAACGCCACUGUCAACAUCCUCAUCGUGGAUCAGAACGACAACGCCCCGGCGAUCGUGGCGCCCCUGCCAGGGCGCAACGGGACUCCGGCGCGUGAGGUGCUUCCCCGCUCGGCAGAGCCGGGUUACCUGCUGACCCGAGUGGCCGCAGUGGACGCGGACGACGGCGAGAACGCCCGGCUUACCUACAGCAUUGUGCGGGGCAACGAAAUGAACCUCUUUCGCAUGGACUGGCGCACCGGGGAGCUCCGCACAGCGCGCCGGGUGCCGGCCAAGCGCGACCCCCAGCGGCCUUACGAGCUGGUGAUCGAGGUGCGCGACCACGGGCAGCCGCCUCUGUCGUCCACGGCCUCUCUGGUGGUGCAGCUGGUGGAUGGCGCUGUAGAGCCCCAGGGAGGGGGCGGGGGCGGUGGGGUGGGGUCCGGGGAGCACCAGCGCCCCAGCCGCUCCGGUGGCGGGGAGACCUCUUUGGACCUCACCCUCAUCCUCAUCAUCGCACUGGGCUCGGUGUCCUUCAUCUUCCUGCUGGCCAUGAUAGUAUUAGCAGUGCGCUGCCAAAAAGAGAAGAAGUUCAACAUCUACACGUGCCUGGCCAGCGAUUGCUGCCUCUGCUGCUGCUGUGGCGCCGGGGGCUCGACCUGCUGUGGACGCCAAGCGCGGGCGCGCAAGAAAAAACUCAGCAAGUCCGACAUUAUGCUGGUGCAGAGCUCUAACGUCCCCAGUAACCCGGCCCAAGUACCCGUGGAGGAGUCCGGGGCCUUUGGCUCCCACCACCACAACCAGAAUUAUUGCUACCAGGUCUGCCUGACCCCUGAGUCCGCCAAGACAGAUCUGAUGUUCCUUAAGCCCUGCAGCCCUUCGCGGAGUACGGACACUGAGCACAAUCCCUGCGGGGCCAUCGUCACAGGCUACACAGACCCGCAGCCCGACAUCAUCUCCAACGGAAGCAUUUUGUCCAACGAGACUAAACACCAGCGAGCAGAGCUCAGCUAUCUAGUUGACAGACCUCGCCGAGUUAACAGUUCUGCAUUCCAGGAAGCCGACAUAGUAAGCUCUAAGGACAGUGGCCAUGGAGACAGUGAACAGGGCGAUAGUGAUCACGACGCCACCAACCGCGGCCAGUCAACUGGUAUGGAUCUCUUCUCCAAUUGCACGGAGGAAUGUAAAGCACUGGGCCAUUCAGAUCGGUGCUGGAUGCCUUCUUUUGUCCCUUCCGAUGGACGCCAGGCUGCUGAUUAUCGCAGCAAUCUGCAUGUUCCUGGCAUGGACUCUGUUCCAGACACCGAGGUGUUUGAAACUCCAGAAGCCCAGCCUGGGGCAGAGCGGUCCUUCUCCACCUUUGGCAAAGAGAAGGCCCUUCACAGCACUCUGGAGAGGAAGGAGCUGGAUGGACUGCUGUCUAAUACACGAGCGCCUUACAAACCACCAUAUUUGACACGGAAAAGGAUAUGCUAGUCAAUUCUACAGGACUUAACCUGAAGCAGCAUGAUUUGCACAAAGUCGACCAACAAAAGCAUCAACUUUUCAACUUCAUUAUCUUGGCCAUCCAGUUAGUCGUGUGUACCUAAGUAUUAGACCGCCGGAGUCACCAUGGCCAGUUAUGGGACCUAAUUGCUCUCAGCAGGCCUGAGAAAUGAGUUGAAAGUGCAGAACUGUAGAAACUUUAGAGGCAACUGAUUUUGCCUCUCCGAUCAGUGUGUGCCUGUUUACAGCACUAUAUAUCUUUCUCUCUCCAAAUGUCACUGAGCCCUUUAGAUGUUUAUAUUUACCACGAGAAGCCAGUCAUAAAGAUAAAGGAAAUUUGUGCAUUAUAAAUGCAAUAUCACUGUUUUAAACUUGACUGUUUUAUAUUAUUUUUGUGUGAUCAAGUGUUCCCCAAACUAUUCCAACUUUACAACAGAGAUUGUGAUUCUGUUCUUUUCACCUGUGGGUUAUAAAAAAUGUUGUAUUCUGAAGACCCACAAAAUAUCAAAGACAUUCUGUAGUUUAUACACCGUGUGACAAAGUGUUUACUGUACUAUUUCAAAGCUUCUAAAUAAAUAUAAAAUAUAUAUAUAUAUUAUAUUAUAUAAUUUUCCUAAAAUAUGGUACAACUCAGUUGGUUUUUAAAUGGAUUCAUAUGGUCCACAUCAUACAAUAAAAUAAAAGGCAAUUCAGGGUCCCAAAGAUAAACUUACUAAGAAAAAGUAAUCAUUAAUAGUUUCCUCCCAAUUUUCAUAUUUUAUUCAACCCUGUUUUUCCUUGUUUAAAAGAAAAUGAAGCUCUAAGCUGCAAAAUUUUGUCAAGAACUUCUACUAAAUUUUCAAUGCCAAAGAUGUAGCUGUCGAUGUUAUCAGAGGAGCACCAGACAUGUACUAUCAAAAUAUCUAACAAUCUACAUUAUUUCGAUUCUAUUUCUAUGGCUUUGAACUUAGAAUCACUUAAAACUUUUAUAAAGAAUCUAUAAAUUCACCUGUAUUUGUUGUUAGAAACAAACGAACAAACGCUGGGUGUCUGUACAUUUUGUGGUGUAAAAUAUGUAAUUGAAAUUACUAUUUUAAGAAGUCCUCAAUCAUAUAACUCACACAGAAUUUUAUUUUACAUAGUUUUAUGUAGUUUUGUGACUCAGUAACACAUGAAUAUAAAAUCUAUUUAUAACUCUAUAUGAAUAUAUAGAGAUAUAUAAAUAUAUGAUCUGGUAAAGAAUAACUUAAAGACAUAAAGGAUCUCUAAAUUUAAAAUAAAUUUUAAAAAUUUGGAGAUAGAAACAUGGCACAUUAUUGCUUUAGUAUUAUCUUACAUGUGAAAAUUUUAUGGCUUAAAUGUAGUCAGUGUUUUAUUAAUGAGAAAAUUCUUCAUGAGUCAGCUUUGAAAAGUUAAGGCUAUAUUUUAUGUCAGCAAGGUUAAUGAUUAAAUUCAGUAAGAUGUAUUUUCCUUUCUUUUACAUAAUUUUUUUUUCUACUGUUGUUUAGUGCUUGUUGAAACACAACUAAGAGAAGGAAAAAAUCAGAGAAUGUGAGAUGAUCUGAGUAAAAAACAAUUGCCACAGCUCUCCUUUGAUAAGGCUUUCACAUUACAUUUAAAUGUUUGCCCAAUUCAAAUUACAGAUCUGUUUUGAAAUAUCUCCCUUAAUGUUUAACUGAUCUUCCAUCCAGUGAUAGUUUGAGUCUUUCUAUGUUAUAAAACAGCACACUAAAACAUAACACAUAAAUGUUUUCCACCUAAACUUUUGGUCAUUUAAAUGGGAAUAUUUUCCUUAGAUUUAACAUUAAAAUACAUACAUAUAUUCAUGAGUCCUUGAUGUGUAUAUUUUGAGUGAUAUCUUGGUAUUACUCAUUUACUUACCAAUUAUAGUAUUUUUAUGUUAUGUAAUAUGUGUAAUGUUCCAAUCUUUUGGGGCUCCUUUAAAAAUAUGUGAAGCUAAUCCAUCAUGUAUGACACAAAAAGCACAUACAUUCAUUAAAUACAACAGUAACAUUUUCUCAAACUUUUGGCAUUACUACAUUCAUAUUUGGAAUGAUAAAUUAUUUUAGUAAGGCAAUGUUUCUAUGUAAUUUAAAUGGAAAAUGUCUAUUUUUAUUGCUUUUUGAACAAGAACAUCAUUUUCUUGUUGAAUCACUGUUUUAAUUAAAACCCUUCAUUUAUCAUUUUACAAUUAUGGGUGAAAAUACACAUCCAUCUGCCUCAUUACAUGCAUUGAAAAUAAGGCUAUACUCACUUCAUAUAUAAUAGCUAUACUAAUUCAUUUGACUUUAAUAAAUUUUCUUUAUUUAGCCCUUAAUAUCAUUGUAUAUAUCUCCCUUGAACAAACUUCUGAUAUGAUAUAUGUAUUAGUUUUUUUAUAUAUCAUGGUAGCCAGUUAUACUGAUUUGCAUUUUAAUCUUAAAUUUUAUCAUCAAUCUACAAAAAGGAAAGAAAGACAAAACUUUUACCUAAUUUGUGGGACAAAUAUAAUUAUUUUAACAUAAAGUAUUAACUGGUUUGGUUAUUAAUAUAUUCUCUGUUGCAUCCAGAAGAAGUCAGAAGUUACAGCAGUGUGAAUGUAUGAUUUUAGUAAGUUGGUUAAAAGGGAGACUGUAAAAUGGAAAAUUGCAACCAACUAAACCUAAAAAGGUUUACAAACAUUUAUUAGAUUAGUAUGCAAAAAAAUUAUAGAAUAGCUUUUCUAUUUAAUGUAGUCAUCCUAAUAUCCAAGCUUUCAUAAUUUUAUACAUUUCAAAGAGAAGUAAUAUUUAAAUUAUUACUACUUCAUCAGGAAAUUAUUUCAGAAAAGAAUAAUCAUGACAUUUACUCCUUGUUAACACAGUUUUAGAGUAGUAAGAAGUCAAAAUAUUUUCCUGCGGAAACAGUGUUAAUGUUUCAAAGGUAUGUUAAACGACAAUUUUAGAAAUAUUUUACCCACAUAAAAUUCUAAUUUUUAACUUGUGAAUAUAAUUUUGUGAAAUCAUCUUAAAUCAAAUAUUUAAAUGCCACAUCAGAAUUACUUUACAGACAAUAUCACUUUAAGUGUAUCAUCUUUCUUGGGAAAUAUUAAGGAAAUAUGUAUGUUUAAUUUUGUGAAGAUAUUAAAUGCAAUGCCUUUAUCAAACAUUGCAAAUUAAGUACUAUAGUAGAAGACUUAAAUAUUUUAGUUACUUAGUCUCCUGUUUCAGUUCUUACAGCGUAACCAUUUGCUCUCAGAUCUUCUGUAAUGUAAAAACCUCCUGCUUCUCCAAUAAGAGGAGGGAAAAGAAAUGUAAACAAUUCUUGACAUAAAUUUUAGUAACUGUAUAUUAACUGUGCCAUUUUACCUUCCAAAAGUUAUUUACUGUAGUAAAGUUAAUCUUUAAUACAAUUACUCAGAAUAUUGGAAAUGUUAAGCAGGACAAAGAAAAUUAUUCAUGUUACUGACUGAUAAUGGCAUUGUUAUUUGUCAUCGCAUGUGGUUUUCUUCCUUCCCCUCGUAUUUCUAUGUGUGCUUUUAAUACCCAAGGAACUCGAAAGUCCCUAAAACAUUGGUAUAUUUGAUAAUUUUUCUGAAAAUCUUAUAUUUUUCGUAUUCCAAUUUAUUGGGUUCUUUAUCUUUUUCAACCCUAAUUUUAUAGUGGUAAAGGCUUUGCACUUAACAUCCUUUUUAUUUUCCUUUUUAACAAGGAAAAACAGAAAAUGACAAAAUUCCAUAAUUUUUAUGCCAUGGAGUAGUAAAAUUAUUUUAUAUAUUGUUAGCACUUCAAGGAAUAUCCCUCUACUAGGUCAAACAAAAUCCUUAUACAGUAUUUGUGAAACUACUGUUCAAUAGUGUUCUUUUUUUUUCUUCUGAAACGGCAUAGACUUUAGAUUAUAGCAUUCUAUGAGAAUGCCCAUAGAUGGGUGCCGCCAGAGUAUUGCAGGCAAUAAUAUGACUAACAUUCUAAUACCUUUAGUGUACAUGCAUGUAUUUCUAACCACUGUUAUUUUUCAAGUAUUUGUAAAAUUAGAAGAAUCACUCUUAUUUCUUGAAAACUUGUCACAUGCUUAGUUUGAAGUUUUAUACUCCAGAUGUUCUUGAGUUGCAUGAAAACAUUGCAUUACUUAUGCAAAAAUACAAAAUUUUCAUGAGACUCAAAAAUUUCUGAGCGAUAGAACUCAGACUUCAGUACAUCCAUACAUCCUUGAGCUGAAAGUCAGCAGGGAAUUUCAGCUCCAAACACAUUUUUGAGACAGUUAUCUGUGAGUGAAAACAGGGUAUUAUAACAAAAGAUGAGUUUAAAUCUUAACUACAGUGUUUGUUACUGUGACUGCUAUAGUAAUACAUAAGUAAAUGAGUGUAAAUGUAAUAUUUUAUUUUAUACUGCUGUAUACAUAUGAAAUAAAUAAAAUUAGGAUACAUAUUAUGCCAUUUUUCCAUGCAUGGGUCUUCCACUGACGCCUGUCGGAGCUUUGAAUAAAAAUCAGUGGCAAAAUAUGGCCCUAAGUUUAAAAACAACUAAUGCUGAUUUAGUAAUUUUAGUCUUAAUAUAACAGGUCUAAGGGGACAUCUGUUCAAAACUGAGUCUCGUUUGAAGCAACAUAUGCUAGGUUUAAAGGAUUUCACUAUAUUUGUAAUUUUGAAAGUGAGCAUUUAGUUCCAUAUGAUUUUCACGAUACCCACAAUGAAUAUUUUAAAAAUAUAUUUUUCCACCUAAUGCUAUAUUUUCUUUUCUUUUUUAUUUGUAGUAAUACCAAGGGUCUACAAAGAUUAACAUAGUGGUUGUAUAUGGGAUAUGAAUGCCUUCAAACACUAAAAAAAAACAAUUUAUCUAAAAUUUUAGAAAUAAAUUAAUUCACAUUUAAAAUUGAUGGAUACAAAAGAAAAAAUAAAAUUCAUAUGGGUAUCAUUUUCCAAGAAGAAAAUAUGAAUUAACUAUGACAUAAUUUUUUAUAAUGUAAAAAUAAUCUGAGUAAAAUUUACAGAAAUUUACAUUCUGAAAUAGCAAAAAGCUAAUAGAAGAAAUUUCUUUAUUCUCAUAUGUGGUUUGUAUAACUGAUUUUAUUAAGUUCAGACUACACAUAUCUGGACAUGGGUUCAUUUUAUGAAGCAAUAAGGAAGAGGACUAGGUAUUUUUGUUGCUUUGAACAUGUAUAAAGGUAACCCUAUCAUGGGAAAGAACUAAACCAAGUGUACAGGAAUGAUAGUUGCCAAUGAAAUGUUAACUGCAAGUUACUUAGUUCCCCUAGAUCUGUAACUCUUAUCAUUGACUUUUCCCCUUUCUGGGAAUCAAUCAUGGAUUCUGCUAUUUAACCAA
Molecule: messenger RNA, 9215 nt
Organism: Manis pentadactyla (Chinese pangolin)
Lineage: Eukaryota; Metazoa; Chordata; Mammalia; Pholidota; Manidae
Gene: PCDH10
Product: protocadherin 10
Exons: 5
Coding region: 829-3948 (1039 amino acids)
Biological process (GO): homophilic cell-cell adhesion
Cellular component (GO): plasma membrane
Molecular function (GO): calcium ion binding
Source: RefSeq, a predicted model, not a curated record